Molecule: messenger RNA, 1038 nt
Organism: Tetrahymena thermophila SB210
Lineage: Eukaryota; Ciliophora; Oligohymenophorea; Hymenostomatida; Tetrahymenidae
Product: TRAF-type zinc finger protein
Exons: 1
Molecular function (GO): zinc ion binding
Source: RefSeq, a predicted model, not a curated record
AUGUUUGGUCCAAUUAGGUAGAUUUCUAAUGAGAAAAAAUAAUAGCAAGAAUAACCAUGCAAUAAAUUACUUUAAUCUAGAUUUAUUAAUGGUCCAUAAGAUAUAAAAGAUGAUUUAAUUUGUUUAAUUUGCGAUAAUUUAUUAUUAAAUACUUCUAUAUGUUGCUAAUGCGAUUAGACUUAUUGCACUUAAUGCAUAGAUGAAUGGAUAAAGUAAGGAUCAGGAUGCUUAAAAUGUGAAGGAUUUUAGUUUAGAAGGUAAAAACCUCCAAUGUAUGAUGACUUUAUUAAUCUUAUUACAAUAGAUUGUCCAUUUUCUUAAAAUCCAUAAAAUUUUGCUUCCUGCUCUGAAAAGGGCAUGAAAUUAGAUUAAUCAUUGGAGCAUAUAAAAAAUUGUGAAUUUUAAAUAAAAUAAUGUCCAAACGAAGGCUGCAAAUUAUAAAUAGAAGCUAACAAAUACGAAGAUCAUGUUCAAUAAUGUUUAUAUAGAAUGUAUUGUUGCCCUUAUUGCAAUUAAUAAAUGCCUUACUUAAAUAGCUAACAGCAUGAUUCAAUAUGCCCUAGAAAAUAAGUUAAAUGUAAACAAUGCUUUAAUUUUUACUAUUAAAACUAAAUAAAUGAUCAUGAAUAGAAUGAUUGUCCUUAAAAGAUUAUGGAUUGCUAGUACUGCAAUCAAUAAUUUAUUAAAAAUGUGUUUUAACUACAUCAAAAAAACUGUCCGAAAGUACCUGUAAAUUGUGAUUGCAACAAAAUCUUUAUUCGUGAGCAAAUUGAUGAGCAUAAAAAGACUUGUCUGUUUGUGAAGCUAAUAUGUGAAAAAUGUUCUUAGCAAUACACUAGAUAAGAAGAUCAUUAAAACAAAGAUUGCAUUAAAUAUUUAUCAUUAAAAUGCUAGCAGAUAGAGACUGAUGUAUAUUUGUUAAACGAAUAAAUAAAUGAAAUUAAAAUUCACUUGAAUAUGCCUCUCUAUAAAUAAUAAUCCCAAUAUUAAUCAAUGAUAAGACCUGCUAUAUUUUAAUAAAGAAAUCAAUUCUUUUGA